Closterium sp. Naga37s-1 is the source of this 1044-nucleotide messenger RNA. NCBI's taxonomy places the organism in Eukaryota, Viridiplantae, Streptophyta, Zygnematophyceae, Desmidiales, Closteriaceae. The record is from the annotation of a GenBank genome assembly.
AUGGGGUCGCUGGGAAGGUGGGGAAGGGUGGGGAGGGUGGGGAGGAUGGGGAAAGGCGGGGGAGAGGGUGGGAAGGUUGGGGAGGGUGAGGAGGGGAAGGGUGGGGAGGGUGGGGAGGGUGGGGAGGGAGUGGAAUACCCUGGGCAGAAAAAAAAGAAGGGAGUCACAACAGCAGAGGACGUGGAUUUCUUUCUGCACCGCCGCUUCCCCUCCUGCAAGCUGGAAUACAUCGGCGGGCAGCCCGGGCAGGCGAAAGAAAAAGGCGAGGGAAUCGUGUGGCCCGUGUGCUCCGAUCACCUGCGGCCAAGAGGAGUCGUGUACUCGUUUGGAGUGGGCCCGAACCUCCUGUUUGAAGGCGAAAUGACCUUGCGGGGACAGCAGGUGUUUGUGUUCGACCCUUUCAUCAACGACACCGCCUUCGCCUCCAUGCUGCAACCCAUCAAGGGCCUCUCCCCCCGCCGCUCCCCCCAGUUCCGCCCCUUUGCCCUCGGGCCCCGGGAUGGGGUUGCCCUCUUCCACCCCAUACCCACUCCCUCCUCUUCCCCAUCCUCCUCCUCGUUCUCUGCAUCCUCUGCUGCUGCCUCUGCUGCUUCCUCCGCCUCAUCGGCUCAAGAGACGCGGGAAGCAGCAGUGCUGCGCCUGCGCACGUUCAUGUGCAUGCACUCCCACCGUUGGAUCGACAUCCUACGGCUGGAUAUCGCCGGGCUGGAGCUCGAUCUGUGCGAAAAUGCAGCCACCGCAGCAGUGGCGGCAGGAGUAGGGGGAUUAGGAGGGGGGGAUGCAUUCGGCACGAGUGUGGGAGAUUUGACGCAACAUGGCGCCGCGGCAUUGGCCGAGAAGACCCCCGUGGGGCCCACGCCAGGGAGUGUUCCGAUUGGCCAGGUGGCGGUGAGAUUCCAUGCUGAGCUGGCGGGGAGGGACGGGGCGAAGAGGCGGCAGAAAUGUGAGGAGACCUUUGCUGCUUGGGGACUGACGAGAGUGCAUGUGAUGGGGGAUGGGCGCACUGUGCUGUUUGCUCGCACCGAUGCUCCUGCUGCGUUGUAA